This is a messenger RNA of Bipolaris maydis ATCC 48331, 271 nucleotides long. The record is from RefSeq and is a predicted model, not a curated record. Lineage: Eukaryota; Fungi; Ascomycota; Dothideomycetes; Pleosporales; Pleosporaceae.
ACCACCAUCACCACACAUACACGCAUAAAACAUGUCCUCAGUACCACCCGCUGCCGCCAAUAUGGGCUCAGACCUCAAGACAUCCGAAAAACCGAAAGUGAAGCCCUGCUGCGUCUGUACCGACCAGAAAGCGAAGCGCGACGAAUGCAUGCUGUUCUCCACCUCGAAUGACGCGCAAAAGGAAUGCGCAAACGUCAUCGACGAUUACAGACGAUGCAUGGCUGGUUAUGGCUUCAAGAUAUAACGCCAAUGGACUCUUGUGGCGACUGAG